Messenger RNA from Porites lobata, 4612 nucleotides. NCBI's taxonomy places the organism in Eukaryota, Metazoa, Cnidaria, Anthozoa, Scleractinia, Poritidae. The record is from the annotation of a GenBank genome assembly.
AUGGAUAUAAAGACCUUGCUGGAUAAUCUUCAUGAUGAAGUAUCCUGUUCUGUGUGUAUGUGUACAUUCACUGAUCCAAAGCAGUUGCCUUGUUUGCACAGUUUCUGUCUUCACUGCCUGAACGGAAUUCAACGAACGAGCGGCGUCCAUGGAAAAAUUACAUGCCCCGAGUGCAGGAGACAGUUUCAGAUUUCUGGAAGUGGAAAUCCCAGCGAACUUCCCACCAAUUUUCGAAUAAACAGCCUGCUAGAUGUCUUGGCAAUAAAAGAGUGCAGUACAGUCAACGUCAAAUGCAGGAACUGCGAAAAACGAAGCGCCCAGACCUUAUAUUGCUUCCAGUGUUGUUCCUUCUGGUGUGAAGAAUGUAUUGUAGGACAUAACAUAAUGCGAGAAAACAAAGACCACAAAACGCUAGCGUUGAAAGAUUUUCAAGAUCAAGACAUCAAAGCUGUUUUAGAGCGACCAGCAUUUUGUCAGAAGAAACACCAUGAAAAAGAAGAGCUGAAGUUCUUUUGCAAGGGCUGUAAAGUCGCCAUUUGUAGCACUUGUGCCAUGACAAUUCAUGAAGGUCAUGGUAAGAUGCCCUUGCAAGAAGCUACUGAAGAGCGCAAAACACGGAUUAGCUCCAUGACAAAAUCUUUGAAAGACAAAGUACUAGAAAAACAAAAGGAAGUCGAGCAAUUCAACCAAAAAAGCAUCGCAUUUCAAUCGAAAGUAGCCGAGGUAAAAAGCCAAGUGCAGUCUUGUGUAGACCAAAUUAUUGCAAUCAUCGAAGCGAGGAAACAAGAUGUUUUUGAUGCAGUCGAUAAUCAAGCCAAAAAAUUACUGGAAUCUCUCUCACAGAAAAAAGAAGAAGUGGAAAAACAAUUAAAAAUAAUUGAAUCUGCAAUUGAACAAACUGAAACUCUUUUGAAACGAAGCUUUAGCACUGAAAUCCUUGGAUUCAGUGAAACAUUUGAUGCAAUCCUGCGGGAACAGGACACCCAAGGAAACCGUGACAUCGAAUGUAUUCCUCGGUUUAGUUUCACUAAAAGUGAAAAACUGAUUAACGUGUUGAGCAUGAGCGAGGGGAUAGGUAGAGUAGAAUUUGUUUUUAGCGAAACUAAAGCGCAGCAAUCAGGAACUAAAGGUAAAGAAAGCAGUAAAGUAAUUGCUGGGAAUAGACUGGCAAAUGUUCAUGACAGUUCUCUUGAGACUCAGGUACAAACCAGGUGUUUCAGAUCUGUGCUGUCAUUUGGACGAUACGGUAAGUCUGUUGGAAUGCUUAACCAGCCCUGGGGGGUGGCAGUGAAUGAUCGUGAUGAAAUUGCUGUGACUGAGUGGGGUAGCUACGAGGUUUCAGUGUUUAGUAGUGACGGUACCCACUUAAGAUCGUUUGGUAGACCCGGUAAGAAUAAUGGUGAGUUCUGGGGCCCUGCAGGGAUCGCUUUUGAUAGUCAUGGCAAUAUUGUAGUGGCAGACUGUUUUAACCACAGGGUGCAAGUCUUUGAUCGGAAUGGUAACUUUCUUAGUAAGUUUGGUGAAUAUGGAAGUCGUGAUAAUCAGCUUAAAAACCCUAAAGGUCUAUCAGUAAACGGUAACGGUGAUAUUAUUGUUGUAGAUACCCGUAACAAAUUAAUCAAGAUAUUCUCUUCUAGUGGCGAGUAUUUACGUAAAUUUGGUGGAGCAGGUUCUUUGGUCGAACCCUUUUACUGUAUUCAACACGGUCAAUGUUUUAUAGUCUCAGACGGUGGUGAUCAUUCCAUUAAAAUGUUUGAUCUGGGGGGGAAGCUUAUUUCUAAAUUUGGAAAAAAAGGAAACAAAGAUGGAGAGUUCAAUGAGCCCCGUUACUUGUCAGUUAACAAAGAAGGAUUGCUAAUGAUCUGUGAUGCAGGAAAUCACAGGGUUCAGGUAUUUGAACUGAGUGGAAAGUUUGUCGGAAAGUUUGUCACAAAGUUUGGAAGUGAAGGUAGUGAGAGAGGAGAGUUUAAGUGUCCAGUGUCAACAGCAAAUCUUAGUGAUGGAAGGAUAGUUGUAUGUGAUUUUAACAACAACAGAAUCCAGGUUUUUGACCAGUUAUAUUAAUAAUAUGAUGUUACCAGUGGUAUUGUUGUACGGCUUAAAUUGCUCAAAUCUAGAAUAAGAAACCUUAAUUUUUCGAACAACACCAUCUCAUGAGGUAUUUGUCACUGUUGAUCUUUUUUAGCUGCGGGGGGUGGGGGGCAUUUGGUUGUUCUCACGUGUAAUUUGUAUUUUCUGUGAAUGUAACAAUAAAUUAUAUAAUCGUGGCUGCAAUAAUGGCUGUAAUAAUGGCUGAAAUGACGUUCAACUUGUAAAUAUAUUUUGUUAUCCUUUUGUCAUAUGUAUUGUAGUCUCAUUUAAUUUCCGAUUAUAGUUUAAUAAGGUGUUUAAAUCGUUUGGUAUCAAAAUUGUUUUAUUAUGCUGUACACCUUUCUAUUUUCUUUCCAGCAGUUGCUAGUUGUUAGCUAGUGUUUUUUUGGAAAUAUUAUUCCCGAGCCCUUUGCUCAAGUACCAUUUUUUUCUAAACAGGUCCGUUAAUUAUAACAUACAUUAACCGAACUGUAUAACGAUUUGUUGAAAACUCAUUAAAGGAUAAUCAGAAAUGAAGAAUGCUUUUUUGCUCAUUUUUAACGUUGUCAAUGAGACCGUCAUGUGUUGAAGAAUGGACCACACUUUCUACGUCCGGUGACCAUCUGAGUCACGUGUAGGUCAACUGAGCAGUUUGCAGGACAAGGUCACAGCACAUGCAAUCGAGCCCCUCUUUAAGCGACACCCGCUUAAUAGAGGGUCUCAAUGGGGUUAACCGAUAGGCGUAAAACGGCCAAAAAUUUAGCCGAUAGCCGUAAAAAUUGAAAAAUUUUAACCGUUAGCCGUAAUUAGGGUAAUAAAGAGUUAACCAUAAAAGAAAGUGUUCCCUAGAUUUGCUACUUUUAAGGAAGGUACUAAACUCACUUAUGGUUGCGUUUUUUAAUUCCCGGCUAGUGUGACUCCAUACGCACGUUAGGCGAAGCGCCUUUUAGGAGUUAACCUAGACCUAGGCUCCAUUUCCGGCGCUCUCUCUGGGAACUAACUAGCGAAAGUGUGGCUUCUUGCUGGGGAUUAAUAUUUGCAAUUUUCCGGAGGUCGUGCCCUCGAAACACUAGUGAAACAACACGCAGAGAUGUCACUGUUUGUAAAACUCGUUGCCGAUAAGCAACAUUUCCCUGUUUUCUCUGACGCUACGGUAGACAUUGCCAUGCCUAGUCCCUGUACGGCGUCCACCCACGCAGUUUCGGUCAAGGCAUUUCGGUGGUGAACUCGCUCGGACCACGUGACCCGAAACGCAUUAGCCGUGCGGAAUAAUGCAGCCUACGGACAAGGCAACGGCAGACAAUCGUUCCGUAGUCCUUCGCUAUCAUUAAAAACACUGGACACGGGAAUUUUGUUAUUGGCCUUUUGACACUAUAGCUAGAAAUGGAUCAUCCGUCUGAGACUAGCCUGUGUCUAGUCGCGUCCUCUCCACAGACACCCCUUCUCCGAUUUUUUUCUGAGGGGGGGCGGCUGUACACAGGCUAUCUGGAACGGAUAAUCCCGUCUUCAAAAGUCAGGCAGAUUGUUCGUUCCAAAUUAAAACUAUUCCAUUUUCAAAUUAAGACAUAUUACCUAUCUGACGCGAAUCAUCAAACGGAUAACCCGUCUCACACGAAUAAUCCUUCUCUAGUGUGAAAACGGCCAUUUCUGUUUUAAUGAAUGUCGCGCCCCGGCUUUGAUUUGGCGUUCGUGUGUCUGCUUUUGCUUUUUCACGAAGAUAAUUUUUCAAUUGGCUAUUGACAUUACUAUGUGUAAAAUAAUAUUAGAAGUGAAAUACUUUAUAAAAGAAUAGCAUGGAGGGGAGGGGAGAGGAAGGACAUUGGAACAGAUAAGGUUAUCUCCAUUCCUCUCCUCUUGUCUCCUCCCCUCUCCUCUCCACUUCUCUGGUCCUUAUUUUAUGUUAUCUUAUCUGUUUAGCAAUAUAGGGCCCCUUUAUUGCAGAACUCUCCUUAAUCCCCUCCCCUGUCCCUACUUGUCCCCUUUUUCUAUUUUCCCUAUCGUAUCCUUGAGCAAUGAUAAUUUCUCUCCUUCACUCUUCCACAUCAAGUCUUCUCUGAGGGCCCCUGGGAAAAGACACCCAUAUAAACGUGAAGGAGAUGCUCGCGGUCUCGUUUUCGGGUGUAACUUGGAGAUGUUGAUCUCAUUUUUCUGUUUAGGAUGUGAAGUUACUAUAUUUGGAAAGCCAUUCAGGUAUCGCUUAGUACUGUGCAUUAAGAAAUUUACCAAAAAAAUACACAGAAAUCUCCCUUAGGGGUCAGUUGAAGCUUGAGCCACAUCCACGUAUAUAAAAGGUUUACCGGUAAUUUGAAUUUUCUGACGAGCAUCCCCGUCACUUUAAAAUGGCCGGGCAUCCCCGCCUAGGGUUUCAAGUAUCCAAAUACUGGUCUUGGAGAUCCAAUUGGUUGCAGUUUACCAUGGGCUUUUGGCGUCCAAUAAGUUGGUAAUCAAAACAGACGAGAUGUAAUGAAUCUAAAGAAUGAUGUGUGAUUUUGUGUAGGACCCCUCCAAGGUUCCAUCGUGGCUGUGUGUUCUCGCAGUUUAG